CGAGUAUCACAUGAGGAACGAAAGGGCGCUAGACGAAUUCGAAUUCGAGCUCAGGAAGAGGCUGGAAGCGGGAUUACAAGGGUUGGUGGAUGUCGAAGCGAUAGGUUUGACUUCGGUUGUUGUAGGACAGGAAGAUCAGAACGAAGGAUCUACCUCACAGGCAUCGCUCGACGGAGCAGCUUUCAGCAGUUCCGAUACGACCCGGCGAGCGGCUCCAAUGCCCGUUGAGAUUUCGGAAAACUCCAAGAUCUUGAGACGCAUCCAUGAGAUCGGCGAUAUGAACGUCUACGUCGAUUCAAACGGACAGGUUCAUGUACACCAAAAAGACCAGCAGAUCCAGACAACUCCACGACGCGCUCCCAAGCCGAAACAACAACCUAGCAAUCUACCCUCGCAGUACCAACCGCAUACCCCUUCUUUCCCUCAAGGCCCCAUCAAUAGCAUCGACACCAACAGCGGAGCGGACGGUCUACCCACGUGGUUGCUUCAACCCAGGCAUACCGAACAAGGCCAGACCGGCAAUACCUCGUCGUCGAGCUUGAAACAAGGCUCCCGAGUGAUGGCUCGUCGUCAAGUCCAGGCCAAGGCUUCCGGUUCGCAGACUGUCGCGCAUCAAGACCCAGACGAGACCGAAUCUGAGCCUACACUUCCGAAACGAGGCACAAAGGUUGUACGAGCUCCGGUCGCCGAGAAGAUCACGAAGAAGACCAAGCUCGGGAAGAGGCGGGCCGAAGAGAUGGAAUCGGACGCCGAAUACGAGAAGCCCAAGAAGGCAAUCAGGCCGUCCCCGAAGCAUAAGAAGAAGGCAUGAGGCGGAACUUACGACCUAUUGACGACACAAAUCUACCCGAACAAUCAAUCAUUCUUACGAAACUGGCAUCGCAUCGAGCUCCAGAUCAGUGACCGUGACACGCGGCACACAAGAAGUAUGUCGACCACUUCCCACCGAUAUUCGAG
Messenger RNA from Filobasidium floriforme, 957 nucleotides. RefSeq lists its product as uncharacterized. The coding region runs from base 11 to 811 and encodes 266 amino acids. NCBI's taxonomy places the organism in Eukaryota, Fungi, Basidiomycota, Tremellomycetes, Filobasidiales, Filobasidiaceae. The transcript has 3 exons. The record is from RefSeq and is a predicted model, not a curated record.